Molecule: messenger RNA, 846 nt
Organism: Acaromyces ingoldii
Lineage: Eukaryota; Fungi; Basidiomycota; Exobasidiomycetes; Exobasidiales; Cryptobasidiaceae
Exons: 2
Coding region: 1-846 (281 amino acids)
Source: RefSeq, a predicted model, not a curated record
AUGAUUUCACUCGUCCUGUGCCUGGCCGUUCUGACUUCCUUUGGAGCAGCUACAGUUGUUCCUCCUCACAAUGAGGACGUUUCCACCAACACGAGGCAGUGGCAGGACCUUAGCGGAACUGCCCAGCAGUCGGUACUGUUCAAAAGGAUGAAUCGUGGCCAUGAUAAUUUUGACCCCUUUGAAAGUUUUGGCGGCUUCUUUGACCAUCAAAAUGACAUACCCAAUGCGCAGCCCAGCUCCGGGACAGCUUCGCAAUCUCGCUCGCAUGGGAUUCUCCCCGACGAGAGUCACAAUUCUCACGAGACAUACCUGCCAGCGGCGUGGGACAUGUCGCACUACCAGUCUUACGCCCAAUAUCCCUCAGAUUUCUACGCACAGGAUCCCUCUGAUUUUUACACCCAGAGCGACUAUUGGUCUCACGAUUCGCAUAUUCAACCUCAUGGUCAGGAUUUCCCUGAGACUCACAGUCCGCAACAUCUGUCUCACGACCAUGAUUCGACUGGGUCUGGCGACGAGAAGAUCAAAUCUAAAAGAAAAAGAAAGCAGCGCAGUGGAAAGCAGCGCAGUGGAAAGCAGCGCAGUGAGGCGUCCGAGCGCGACCAAAGCAGUCGGUCUAAGUGGAAAGCAUCUCAAGGUCCGUCUGAUCGUAAAGUUGCACAGCCGAAAUUCCCGGAAAAGGUCACCACGAGAGAACAGCUGGAAGUAGCUAUGACCUUCUACCGACACGAGCAAACGUUCAAGGAGACGAACAAUAAAAACGACCUUCUCCUCUUACCCGAAGAGGCGGCGGUAUUGUCUAAAAAGAUGAAGAAAUUGUGCCCCGAAAGGUGCUUCGUUCAAAACUGA